UACGUCACUUCCGCCUCGGUAGCAGUAGAACAAGAUGGCGGCUGUGUUGGAGCGAGUGGACGUAUGUGUCGCUCCAGCGGACUCGGAGCCAUUGACGCCGCGUCAGAACAGUCCCCUACCUGAGCAGCAUCAGAACAACCCCCUGCUCGGACUGCCUAUUGUUGCGAUCGAAGCCAUCCUCAACUUCCUGUCCUAUGACGAGAUUAGCCUUCUGCGUGCGGUGUGCAAGCGUAUGGACACGAUCUGCCAGCGUGUCCUGAACCAAGGCUUUUUGAAAGUGGAGAGGUACCAUAGUCUGUGUCAGAGACAAGUAAAAGCCCAGUUGCCCAGGCGGGAGUCUGAGAGAAGGAACCACUCCCUUGCUCGACACGCAGACAUCCUGGCAGCCGUGGAGACACGCCUCUCCCUGCUCAACAUGACCUUCAUGAAGUAUGUGGACUCCAACCUCUGCUGUUUCAUUCCUGGGAAGGUCAUCGAUGAGAUUUACCGUGUGCUGCGCUAUGUGAAUUGUACCCGAGCCCCCCAGAGAGCUCACGAAGUUCUUCAGGAGCUGAGGGACAUCUCCUCCAUGGCCAUGGAGUACUUUGAUGAGAAAAUUGUCCCUAUUCUAAAGAAAAAACUACCAGGAACUGAUCUGUCCGGCCGCCUCAUCGGCUCUACUCCAGUGGCUGGACCAUCCACAUCGCUGACCACCAUGUCCCUACUGGCCAAGAACACACCGUCUCGCUCGGAGAUGACGAAGGUACAGCAGCAAGUGAAGGUGAACGGCGCUUCCAUGACGGCUCUGCGCAGAGAAAUGCAGGAGGUCCGUUUGAAGCAGCUAGAGCAGCAGAAGCAGCUGCAGGACCAGGAACAAAAGCUGCUGGAGCAGAGUCAAGUGAUCGCUGAGCAGAAUGCUCGCCUCGGAGAGCUUGAGCACAAGCUCCGUGAGAUCCUGGACAGCCGUGCCGCCACCAUAGGGAGGAGGGGGUCUGCUGCUGCUGUGUCCUCCACAUCAUCUGCUGUGCCAAGCACGCCUACUACUGCGCUGACUGAUAGCCGAGCCUCACUUGCAGAAGCAGACGACAGCUCGUCGCUGAAGCGAGCCCAGAGCCCAGAGCUUCCCCGACAGUCCAAACGACUGCGCAGGAGGAAGUGAGACUAGACGCUCUGCCCAUUUUUGUGUCCAAGGCUUACCUCACAUAUCAACUCCCCAUAUUGAUCCUUAAACCACCAACUGUCUGUCUCAACAACCCAUGUUUGCAUAUGGACCUUCAAGGAUGUUGGCUGCUGACUCAAGCGGGAAAUUUUAAAUGAUUGGAAAUGCCAAAAAGACCUGAAUGCAUAGGAAAACUCUCCUGAUAUGCAUUUGAUGCCCUCAGACAGAACAUGAGGACCUGAAGGAGGUUCUGCUGAGGUAGACCUCUGGUUAUGAGGCCAGCGGCAGGAAUGAUGCUCAAAAAUACUUUUGUGUCUGCUUUAAAAUGAAAAUCAAAAUAUUUUUAUUUAAGACACAAACAGGAGGAUCGUAGUUCAGAUCCUCCUCAGGACUGUUGAGACACUUUUGGUCUAUUUUGUAGAGCUCCAUCUGAGACCUUAGCUUCUGUGUCAAAGUUGGGCCAGCCUUGAAAUGUUUUGCACGAAUGAGCACACAGGAAGAUAAAUUUUUCGGUUCUAUCAACUUUAACACGGAGUAGAAGUCCCUCAGCCCUGCCCUGAAGAAGGACUUACUAGAAAGUUGGCUGCUUCACAAACUUGUUUGCUUCUCUACUUUCUUGUUAAAAGCAUCACUGUGGCCCACGUGCACAUGUGCAUUGGACCUCCUUUCAGUUGUCAUCUUCAUUAGAAAACUGUUAUCUUCAUGUCUUUGAAGCUGUGGAUGAAUUCUCAUGUAUUUGAAGGACAUUUCAGUCAGAUGUAUCUAUUAAAUCUUAAUAUAAGGAUACCUGCA
Molecule: messenger RNA, 1930 nt
Organism: Oryzias latipes (Japanese medaka)
Lineage: Eukaryota; Metazoa; Chordata; Actinopteri; Beloniformes; Adrianichthyidae
Gene: fbxo28
Product: F-box protein 28
Biological process (GO): protein polyubiquitination
Molecular function (GO): protein binding
Source: RefSeq, a predicted model, not a curated record